AUGGCCGAGGAUCCAGUAUGGGAAGAUUCGACGAUAGAUACAAUUAAUCCGAAUGUUUUCGUAAUGAACUUAAUGGUCGGUCCUAUUGCUUGGAAUCAAAAUAUUCGAGAUUAUUCAUUGAGAACAAUGCUCGUUCAAGGAAAUGCCUCCGGAGGAUGA
This is a messenger RNA of Funneliformis caledonium, 159 nucleotides long. NCBI's taxonomy places the organism in Eukaryota, Fungi, Glomeromycota, Glomeromycetes, Glomerales, Glomeraceae. The record is from the annotation of a GenBank genome assembly.